Molecule: messenger RNA, 849 nt
Organism: Ilex paraguariensis (yerba mate)
Lineage: Eukaryota; Viridiplantae; Streptophyta; Magnoliopsida; Aquifoliales; Aquifoliaceae
Source: the annotation of a GenBank genome assembly
AUGGGUUGGAAGAUAUGGCAACAGAGUGAGAAGAAGCUGCUGGAUUUUUAUGCCACCUUGAGAGAUCCCUUUCAAGUCCUUACAAUCACCCUCCUCAGCCUCCUUCUCCCCCUCUCGUUCCUCCUCUUAGCUAGGCUCUCUACUGCUCAUUAUCUCCUAGCCUUUACGGCCUAUUCUACGCCGCCACAAUCCUCUCUCAUAUUCUCUCUCCUCCUCAACACCUAUCCAUUUCUUCUCCAUGGACUUGUUUCAAUCGUUAGUGUUACAACUUUUGUCCAUUGCUCGACCGGUCGGCUAACGCCUAUUACUGAAUUACCGGCGCUGAUGCUUCGACCUGGUUUGUACACUGCAUGGAUUUUGCUUUGCACUUUACAAGUUUGUGUUGGUUUGGGCAUUGAAGGGACUAUAGCUGCUGGCAUUGAUGGUUCUGACUUUGGUCAGGAGAGAAGUUUGCUAGGUAGAGUUAUUUUCUUCCUGGGGUUACACGAGACGAUGCUUUACUGGUCGAGAACCGUCGUGAAGCGGGUUGUUGAUGACACGGUGUUUGGUUUUGCAAGGGAGGAGCGGUGGGUGGAAAGGGUGGCGAUGGGUGCUAGCUUUGGUGUUUUGUGGUGGUGGAGGUUGAGAGGUGAGGUUGAGUCCCUGGUGGUUGUUGCUGAGGUUAAGAGAGAGCUGUUGAUGGGUGUUGGUGUGGCUGACUUCGUUAGUUGGUGGUUGUAUUACCUAACUGUGAUGAUUGGAAUGGUAAGGUUGGUGAAGGGUCUUAUUUGGCUCGGAAUGAUAUUCCUUUGUAGGAGGGUUGAAGGAAGCCUUGGUGACCCCAGGCCAAACGUCGACGAAAAGGUUUGA